This is a messenger RNA of Raphanus sativus (radish), 1669 nucleotides long. RefSeq lists its product as uncharacterized. The transcript has 3 exons. Lineage: Eukaryota; Viridiplantae; Streptophyta; Magnoliopsida; Brassicales; Brassicaceae. Bases 169 to 357 code for a protein of 62 amino acids. Gene Ontology annotation, cellular component: mitochondrion. The record is from RefSeq and is a predicted model, not a curated record. Gene Ontology annotation, biological process: mitochondrial respiratory chain complex III assembly.
UGUUGGUAGUUGGUAUUGAUGCAUGUAUGGCCCGUGAUAUCGAAAUAUCGUUGUGACUUGUGAUCUAUUUAUUUUGUUAGGGUGAGUUGAUACUAUAGACUUAAAAUUUGCCAAAACUUUUUUCUAUAAUCAAAUCUCUCUAGUCUAAAAGCAGAGACCAAAGGAAGGAUGAAUAAAACGCAUAGAGGGAAGUUGCCGACGGGAACUCCGUCUCUGGCAUUGUCAACAGCCGUCGUCGUUGUUUCCCUUCUCGCUGGAGCCUCCGUCGUUCACAACAUCUACAAGCCAGACCUCAGUUUACCACCCGUGGAAAGUGGUGAAGUGGCCAACAAGGAGGAUGCUGCCAACAAAGUUUGAAAUAUCUUUCAGUAAUACUCUUUUCCUGUUUAAAUUAUAUGGUAAACAAACAUGGAUAAAGUUUGAAUCCGACAGAGAGAACACAUACAAAUAAAGCUUUUUUUUCCAUUAAUUAUUGUGUUCUCCUUUUUUUUUAUUUUUUGUGACACCAAUAAUUCAUUAAAAUUAAGAGGCCUCAGGCCCAAAUCAUCCCCAAAGGGUCCAUUACAAAAAAAGCUGAAGGAUCUGUUUUGCCAAAAGAUCGGCAUCACAGUUGUGCAAACGAGAGAUAUGAGAGAAGUUUAUCGCGACAAAAGCAGAGAUCAUCUGUUGGAUGUCUCUAACGAUUCCAAAGAUUUCCGAGACCUGCGUGUCGUUUAAGAUUGCUCUGAUGAGCGUUUUGUUGUCGGAGAACAGUUUGAGAUGUGUAAUCUCACGGUCCACCGCAGAGAGGAUUGCUGAUCUGAGGGCUAGUGCUUCAGCAAUUAGGGGAGAUCCGAUGAAAGCCUGGGCUGUAGAGCCUUGUCCGAUCCUGGUGCCUGUUGAGUCCGUGAAGAUCCAGGCGAGACCUGCUCGUUUUGAUGUAUUGUCGAAAGCCGCGUCGGAUUUACAUGUCUUGAACGGCGUUGCUUCCGGUUGAUCCCUCAUAGGGCGGGAGGUGGCAGCGCAAGGUUUCUUGUUGUCCAAAUCACCCAACAAAUCCAUGGUAGUAUGAAGUUAGAGACUCCUGUCGGUGGAAGGCAGAUCGCUUGUCUGAACGCAACGAUAGCAUCUUUGAAGUUUCCUCAUGUAGCUAGGUGAACUACGUGUUUCAAGGAGACCUGAUUCCAUAUCUCCCUUGCGAAAGGGCAUUCAAAAAAGAGAUGAGUUGCUGACUCCACUCCUCUACACUUAUAACAUACCGCAUCUGCUCUUAUUCCUCUUUGUUGUAGUUGUUUCCCAAGUGGGAGGGCUUUUUGAAUUACUGACCAAAGAAAUAAUUUCAUUUUUGGUGAGCAGGUUGAAGACCAAACAUCUUUGAUCCAGUCAAAUUCCUCCCGUAAGGCGCUGUCACGAGUGUCUCUUCUCAUCGAUGCUGCAUAGUAGCCUGAUCUUGACGUGUAUACUCCUGUUGUCAGAGGCUGCCAGAUAUAGAUAUCCUCCGUCCUCGAGAUGCUAGGCUGGAUCAGUUGUAUCUCAGAGGCAACGUGAGAUAAAAGCUCUUGGAUCCUUUGUUUAUUCCAUGUCAUCUCUGUAGUUAAGAGAUCAGAAACUGUAAGAUCUAGAGCUUCCUGCGGAAUAGGUCCAUAGGGUCUGAUAUGUUCUUUUGAUGAGAUCCAUGAGUCUUUCCAGA